AUGAGGGACCGCAUGAAAAAGAAAGGAGGAGGCAAGCAUAAGCUCAAGUGCAAAGAGAAGAGCAAGAGACACUGCAGAGAUAUAAGUAAUAUAAGUAAUAUAAGUCACACUGAAGAAAGAAAAAAAAACGCGAGAGGGAGGAGUAUGUGCAAGAAGAUCUCCAAAGAGGAUGAUGAAACUGAUAAGAAGAGAAGAAGAUACCAAAAGAUUGAGUUUGAUGAGGCUACAUGUUCUGUUACAGUGAAGGGGAAUUCUACUUUAGGAGACAUAAAGAAGACAUUCAAAAACUUCAAGGAUAUGAAGAGCGGGGAAGAUGGAUUCGUUCUGGAGUAUCCUAGUAAGGAGCAUGCACUUGUAGACAUAAAAGCAAACAGGAGGCAGGGAGGAGAAAAAAAGGAGGAUAGCAGCAGGUAUCUGAGCAACAAAUAUAUACUCACAAAUCUUUCUUAUAAGGAGGAUAAGGAAUCAAUAUCGAAAGUGUUUAAGAAGUAUGGGGAGAUUGAGAGAAUAACAAUAAAAAAGAACAAGGACAAUAUAUCUACAGGUAAGGCGAUUAUAACUUUCAAGAAAAGGGCGGUGAUAAAAGAAGAAAUUGUAAUGAGCAACAAGCCGAUUUACAUAGAGAGGAUUAAGAAGCCUUUGGAAAACAAAACCAGAUUCUUCCUUGGAAAGCUGACGAAAUCUCUUUCGAUAGUUGAGAUAAGAAAAAUAUUUGCAAAAGUCGAAUGCAAGCCAAAGGAUAUAAGGAUAUUGUACGGGGAAAACAAAAGGAACAGAGGAUAUGGAUUUAUAGAGUAUGCCAAUGAGAAAGAUGCAAAUGUAUUCAUUGAAAGGUUCGAGAAGAUCAAAAGCUUGUUAGGCCCUGAGUGCUAUUAUGAAUACUCCAACGAGAAGGUCUCUUCAAAGAAAAAGUAA
Messenger RNA from Encephalitozoon romaleae SJ-2008, 915 nucleotides. Its product is annotated as RNA-binding domain-containing protein. Gene Ontology annotation, molecular function: RNA binding. The transcript has a single exon. Bases 1 to 915 code for a protein of 304 amino acids. The record is from RefSeq and is a predicted model, not a curated record. Lineage: Eukaryota; Fungi; Microsporidia; Unikaryonidae.